AAUGUUCAGAAUAAUCUUUGCUAUUUCUUUACUUCUCUGCUGUUCGGCAAAAGUCUUAAAAAUUUGUCAAUUAAUCGACAAAAAUGCAAAAGGCUUACCGACUCACUUGGGUUCAUUAAGGGUCGCAUUAGAUGAUGUUGAAAGGGAAAUCAAUAGGACUUUCACUUUUCAAAUUGUCCACAAACUCUAUGAUUCUACUAGUUUAGACGCUGUGCGUAAGAUGAAGAUAUGUAACGAAGAAGGAGUAGUUGCUUUUAUUGGCUCUCUCGGAGUAAAUUGGGGCCCUGAAGCGGUUUACGCCGGUGUUUUAAACUUGCCUAUUAUCAAUUCGGACUUUCAAUAUAAGAUGCAAAAGGAAGAUGCUCUGAAUAGGCCUACUCUUGUUAAUAUGCGGCCCAGCUUGAUCAAGCUUUCCUCAUCGAUAUUUGCUAUUGCUAAAUCAUUUGGCUGGAGAUCAUUUUCGAUAGUUGUGGAUAAAGGAGAUGAUUUUAGUACUGUUGUAGAAGAAAUAAGAACUUUAAGUCGAUUUAUGGAGGUCUCGAUUAACGAAGUUAUUUAUAUCUCUGGGAUAUAUAGUACCGAAAGUAAAAAUUAUACUUUCGAGAAGAGUAAACAGCUGCAUAAGAGGUACAAGGACGUUGUCAAAUCUUCCAGUGAAAAGACAAGAAUUUGGGUCGUCUUUGGUUCAUCAAACAUCAAGAGGUUUCUAACAGCUUUGGAUGAAUCCGGGCUAAAUUCCGAUGGGGGAUACGCCGUCAUUGGAGUUGACAAAGAGCCUUAUGAUCCAAAUAGCUAUAGAAUUAAAAAGCAAGCAAGACACAUAUAUAAAUCUGUUGUGUUGCUCCUUCACAGACAUCCUUUAUAUACAAAGGAAGUUGAUAGGUUUAUAUUGAAGAGUCAAAAUAUUAGUUCCGGGGAACCUUAUAGUGUACGCACUUUUAAGUCGGAGAACAUUGCCCUAAUGCGAGCAACUUUCAAAGUUGACGGAUAUCAAUUGUACGAUGGUGCAAAAUUACUAGGUCGUGGAUUGGUUCGUCAAGAAGAAAUUACUAAUUCAACGAAUGGAACAGCUAUAAUAAAAAGAUUGACCGGAAGUACUUUUACAAGCAUUCAAGGCUAUGAAAUGUCUAUAGACGAACUUGGUGAAGUUAUGCCCAAUUAUACAGUUCUCGCCUUUACAAAAAAGAACAAGAAUGUAUUACAACAGGCAGGCUCUUUCUAUUAUAAAAGGGGAAAUGUUAGCGACGUGGAAUUUUCAAUAGAAAAUCAAAUAGUAUGGGCUGGCGGUAGAGUUCCAAUAUCCGAUCCAAAGUGUGGAUUUAAAGGUGAAAAAUGUCAAUUCGAAACCAAUUGGCUCCUUCUCAGCUCUCUUUUGGGUGUAUCCUUACUUUUAUUGGUUGGGCUUAUAUUUGCAAUACGCCACUAUCGAUACGAACAAGCCUUAGGCAAACUUAUGUGGAAAAUACAUCAAAAAGAUUUGAUUUUCCUAGAUUCUAACGGAACUCCAAUAUCAAAAGAUUCUAGGAAACAGUCGAAAAUGUCAUAUACAAAUGAUGAUUGUCUAUUAGACGCUACUGAAGAGGAAGAAGAAAGCGUAGAAGAUUUCACAAAACUUUUAAAUGACACUAACCAAAAUAUCAAAGGCGAUUCAAAAAAGUUCUUUUGCAAAGUAGCAAGUUACAGGAGUCACAUUGUGGCUAUUAAAGAAAUUUACGCUUACAAAGAUCUAGAGAUAACGAGAAAUUUCAAAAAGAGAAUGCACGAGCUCAAACACCUUCAAGAUGAUAAUCUUAACAGAUUUAUUGGUGUUUGUUUGGAUAUACCUCGCAAAGUUCUUCUGGUGAGCGCCUAUAGCCAAAGGGGAUCACUAAGAAACGUUUUGGAUGAUAGCGAUAUCAACUUCGACGACUUAUUUAAAUGUAAUUUAGUAUCCGAUUUGAUAAAGGGUAUGAUCUAUCUACAUGACAGCGAAAUUGGAGCUCAUGGUAAUCUAAAAUCGACGAAUUGUUUAAUCGAUUCCAGAUGGAUUCUGAGAAUAACUGACUUUUCCCUUGAUUCGUUUAAAAGUUCACAUCAGCCAAGAACAUCAUCAGCCUCACGAGAUUAUUCUUUCUUAGAUCAGUUAAGUGAAGAAGAUGCCGUCAAACUAUUCUGGACUCCACCAGAAGUUUUAUCUUGUCCCACUUUAAGGAAUUCUCAAAAAGUAGAUUCUUACGCCUUUGGUAUAAUUCUACACGAAAUUCAUAGCAAAUUAUGGCCAUUUGAAAGUUACAAUUUACAUAGUCAGGAGAUCAUUAGACAAAUAAUGGAAAACAAUUUGAAGCCAGAUUUGACUUUUUACGAUGAUAAACCUUUACCUAAUUGUGUUAAACUGUGUAUGGAAGAUUGUUGGUCAGAUAUAUCGUACGAAAGGCCAGACUUUAAAACAAUUUACAACAAGCUAAAGCCAUUAAGAAAAGGAUUAAAGUCGAAUUUUUAUGAUAAUAUGAUAUCUUUAAUGGAAAAUCAUGCAAAUAAUUUAGAAAAUAUCGUUGCCUGUAGAACCAGAGAACUGACUGAAGAGAAAAAGAGGAGUGAAGCGUUACUCUUACGAAUGCUGCCAAGGAGCGUUGCCGAACAAUUAAAAAGAACUAACGAAGUUCUACCUGAACAAUAUUCCUGCGUUACUAUAUUCUUUUCAGAUAUAGUAGGCUUUACCAGAAUGGCAUCUAGACAUACUCCAAUGGAAAUAGUUCAUAUUUUAAACGAUUUAUACUCUUCAUUUGAUUCAGUUAUCGGUGAAUUCGACGUCUAUAAGGUGGAAACGAUAGGAGAUGCGUAUAUGGUAGUCUCUGGCCUACCUGAAAGGAAUGGUGAUAAUCAUGCUGCUGAAAUAGCUUCGAUGGCUUUAAAAUUACUGCAAGCUUUCAAUUCGUGCUCUCUACAUGAACGAAAGAAUUGGGAUGAAAUUCUUCAAUUGAGAAUUGGUAUUCAUUCCGGACCAGCUGCGGCUGGUGUUGUUGGACAUAGAAUGCCUAGAUAUUGUCUAUUUGGUGAUACAGUGAAUGUCGCCUCGAGAAUGGAAUCUAAUGGAUUGCCUAUGAAAAUUCAUAUGAGUGAAGAUUGCUCAACGUUACUAGAUAAACUUGGUGGUUAUGAGAUUACCAAAAGGGGUCCAAUCAGUAUAAAAGGUAAAGGUGAGAUGACAACGUACUUUUUGGAAGGAGAAAUGGAAUGGAGAAAAAAGAUGAAAUCGAAGAGAAAUGUUCGUCGACUUUCAUCUACCUCCGUCCUCAACAAUAUUCCAGAUAAACAACUACUAGCGCCUUCUCCAGGUUCAAAUAAGCGAAAAAGGCCGCAAUCUUGUAGAAGAUUCUUGUCUGAUUCGGAAGAGAGAAGAAAAUUGGAAAAUAUUGAUCUAAAUUCCAAGUUUGACUUAAAGAAAAACAAUGAUACAAUGGUAACAAAUGGUGUAAAUGGAGACUACGACAAUUUUAUAGAUGUAAAACCUAUAACCACUUCAACUAGUUUCUCAAAUCCUUUGUCAAGCAAUGAAAAUGAAAAAUAUCCUGUUUGA
This is a messenger RNA of Dimorphilus gyrociliatus, 3556 nucleotides long. The record is from the annotation of a GenBank genome assembly. NCBI's taxonomy places the organism in Eukaryota, Metazoa, Annelida, Polychaeta, Dinophilidae.